Eimeria mitis is the source of this 4194-nucleotide messenger RNA. RefSeq lists its product as uncharacterized. The transcript is spliced from 20 exons. Lineage: Eukaryota; Apicomplexa; Conoidasida; Eucoccidiorida; Eimeriidae. Bases 1 to 4194 code for a protein of 1397 amino acids. The record is from RefSeq and is a predicted model, not a curated record.
AUGAGUAGAUCAAGGCAUUCGCAAGGUCCCCAAUGGGCCGGCGACCGCGUCUCUCGGCGUGGUCUGUUGACGGCGUUUCGGCUUGUUCUUCUUGCGUUCGCCUUGUUUGCCCCCCUCCGUUCUUCUCUUUCAGCACCGAUUUCCGGAGAGACUGCAGGCAGCAGCCAAAUGAGUAUCGACCUGACGCCAUCGCUGAUUUCAGAGCUAAACGGCACCCUAACUACCCUCUGGCCGCAGCUUGUGCGCAAAGGAGAGGCGGUGGAGCUAUCGGAGGUCAAAGCAGCGGAGCUCGUGGACGCAGCCCUUAGCAGAUUGCGCGCCUCUGGAAGAACAGUACCCAGGAGCUUGCGUACCCUGACGAUGUGGCACUUGACAUCGUGUUUUUCUCUCGAUGGCGGGGCGCUUCGAGGCAUCAACGGUAUGUUUGGCGCAGCAAGCAAAAUCCUGUGUCCCAACGGGAGCACAUUUUCCUGCGUGCUGGCAGCUCUUGGAAUUCCUGCCUCGGUCGAAGAACAAAACGAAACACAACAACUCGAAGCUUCCGUCUUAGCUGCGGCGUUUCGGCAUAUUGGGCAUGAUGCGGCUGCAAAUGCGGCAUCAUCGAGGGGCACUGGCUUGGGCCCAGAAGCAGUGCGACAGCUUGCAGUGGAGGAGACAAGAAUUUCAUCAACGGACCCAGAAACUCAAGCCCUUUUUGUUGAGGGUGCUCGCUCUCAACUGGACUUGCAGAAAGGCUUCCGAGGCCUUCAGUGGGUGCGCUUCGGCCGGUUCCACAGACUUUCAUCAGCUUUCAGCCUUGCGCAACGGUUGUUCUACAAACCUGACGAAGCCGAAAGCUCUUCAGAAGGCGCGGGAGAGACCCCCAUGCAAGGAUCUAUGGGGGAGGUAGUGGAACUUGUUUUCUGCGUGGCUAGAAAUGCUUGCCUUGGAAUUAAUGAACCAGGGUUCCAGCGCACGGUGGACAAAUGCAUUGGGUUGGUUGGCAAAAGCAAGAAAUUAUCGCCUUUGGAUCUUUUUUUCCGAAGCACCACUACGAGAAAGCAAAGCAGCCUCGCAGCUCAAGUCUUUGGAACCGCGAUUUUAGUCCUCCACUCAGUCGAAACCGCCAGACUCGGCGCUUCUGAAGGAGCCGACACCCAGGGUGUGCUGCAGCAGAGCGUUCCUCUUUCUCCUUUACAGCAAGCAGUAGCUAAUUCUGUUGCAACCUGUUCAACCGAAGUGAUGAAUUCACUCGAAAGCCACUUGCAAGCUCUUGGAGGCCUCGAAGCAAUAAGCGUUAAUCCAGUACUGUUCGCCUCCAUCGCUAUCGAGAACGCUCCGUUGCUCUUCGCGUUAAACGGUGUUCCACAACCAGAGUCCCUUUCAUCGGAAUUACUGCUGCAGCAGCACGUGCACGCAUUAGCUUAUUUCGUAGAGAAGCCCGACAUACUGCCUGAAGGACCACAACUUUCAGACGCUUUGCAAGAGUUCACCUCAUCAGCUUCAAAGCUGUCUGAAACACUUCGAGCAGCUGCUGCUGUCGCUAAUGGAGCCUUAGAUCUCAGCGCUCCGAGCAGCCCUACUACCAUUCGGCUGCUCGAUGCCUUGCAAAACUUCGAAAGGCAGAUCGAUGAUAACCUACUCCCGGUUGGGAUGUCCUUCCUUGAAGACGGAGAUUUUUCCUUGUAUGGACCUGCGAUUCAUGAACGAAUAGUAUCUACAACGGAAGAGACAUGCUCCGCCACUCCACCCGCAGGAGACAGGAGCGCCUUCAAAUCAUUUGUAAUCAUGCAAAGGCUUGAGGGACAUUUAGAACAAAUUACUGGGAACGAAACCUUGCAGCGAGUGUAUAUGGGUACCGCCAAUAAAACAGGGCUUUCUGCUCGGGCAGUUGAAUCCACCUUCGUAAGAACGCAAGCACGCCAACUCUUUAUCUUUAUACAAUCGUUGCUAGACAAUCCGUCAGAAGAGAUCCAAAAACGCUUCAGCACAACCGAAGGGCUGCAAGCCUAUAUCACAGAAUAUUUAGCAGGAAAAGUAGGACCGCGGGAGCAACCACUCGAAGAAGCCGGGUUUGGAGCAACCAAGUACUCGGGUGAAACUAUCGCCUUGGCAAAUGCAGUCCUCAAAGAAUUACAGAGGACCUUUGCAAAGCUCAUAGCUUCCAGCGCUUCCUUUCAAAAGGCACAGCGGACGGCGGGAAUGAGCGUCAGGAGAUGGAUCAGAGAAGAAUUCUCUGACUUUCGCGGGGAGAUACAUGCCUCAUAUCUCAUCGAUGCAGCGUACGGAUGUCUACAACAAUGCACGGGACCCCUGCUUGCGGACAAGCGAUUGCAAACCCAGUGCACAGGUUCACAGGGGGGCCCACAGCCACUGGGAAAAUGUGCUGAUCCUGCUGAACAGUUUCAACGGAUAGUGAGUAAGGAGUUGUGGGAACGAUUUUUGGUAGAUUGGCUUAAGCAGGGUAAGGCCGCCACUGCCUGCUCAGAGCUUGUGGAGCUCGAGGAAGAGGACAGUCAAGCAUGGCAACGUCAGGUUUAUCUCAUGGUCUCCCAUCUUGAUACGAUUGGUUGUGGUAAAGAUCAUCGUGGAUUUGACUCCUUUGGACGCUACUCUAUCAAGUUGGAGAUGAUUCAGCACCUGUACGACAUGUUUGCCAGUACCGCACAAAGACCGACGCUGGAAAAUUUUAUCAACUGGCUGGUCAAGCUACGGGAGCCUCUACCACAGGACCUUCAGACGCCCACAGCUUUAGCCCUUCAAUACGCUGGCGGGCAUCCGCAGACUCAAGUGCGCGUGAGUAAAGCUUUCAACAUGGCAGUAAAAGGGGACCCAUUUUAUUCACAGUGCAAGGCUGAAGACACGAAGAUUAUCUCGGAGUUAAUUGGUUCACUUGGCAGCGUUUUUUAUACAUUGGAAGCUUUCGAGGACUUCAUCAAGGAGCGACGUUCUCAGGAAGAAACUGUCACUCGGCAAGUGACUGCGCCACUGGCUGCCAAGGCUAGGCCAAUUCUCAACCAACUAAUGGUGACGUAUUCUUCAACAGGAAACUCAUACCCAGAAGCAAUAAUACGUUAUCCAUCGUAUUUCUCAUCUUCUGCUGCUGCUGCCAUCCCCCAGCUCGGGAUGGAAGCAAUGAGGGUUCUCGUCUACAUGAACGACGUUCUUGGAAACCUCUCAGCUGCUCAGUUUUCCGUUCCUGAGAGACUCGAGCACUUCUUCGAGGCAGUUUUUGCCACCAAAGCCUGGACGGUAGAAUCUCUGCAGACCUGCGACCGCACGUGCUCUCUGAGGUCUGAAGGGGAAGCUGGGGUCUUCAUUACUUUAAGUGGCGGCAGAGUCAUACCAAUACCUGCUGAGCGCAUAUCUAUCAAGAAGGUUCACAAGAAAAUUGACGUAGUCAAAACAGAGAACAAGAAUGCUGAAGAACCGGAAGAAAUGAUCACAGUUAUUCCGCCGAAGCCGGAAGUAUCUCCAAAGCUGGAAAAGUCGGAAGAUGCCUGUAUGCAAGUUGUACGUCUCUACGAGAAGUAUAUUGAGGGCUCCGCAAUCAAGGACGUUCUCACGCUCUACGAAUCCGCGAUGAAAGUGCCGUUGUUUGCGUCAACGCGGUCAGAACUUGGAUUGAAAGAAGAUGAAACUUCACUGCAAAAGUUUCGCCUAACCUUAUGUGUGAUGUGUGCCAAGGAAAUUGAAGGCGGCACACCUUUGGCUUCUCCAACACGUCAUCAUAAAAUGUGCUCCCAAAUCACGGCAGCGCUUGCGGCGAUCUUCAGCUCAGCUUCUCGCGCUGGGGGAAAACGGGUGCCUCCCAGUACAAUGGCUGGGGGUUUAAGGAACUGGCUGGCUCAGGAAGGAGGGCUGCGUGCUUGGGCCGAAGCAGCACACAAAAAGCUCAAAUCCGACAAAUCUGUUGCGGCCUUGUGUGCUGCUCUCCGUUACGCUGAGUACAUGCGGCAAAUCACCAAGCCUGGAAUAGCAUUUGACCGGAUGCUGUCCCACUGGAAUCUUACGUUCCCUUUAAAUAGUCUUUCGCUCGUGAACGCGCUGCGCUCUGCAUCUAAUCCGAAGCAGAAACUAACGCAGGAACUCUGCGUGGUGACACCUCCAGGACAAGAGGUUCAACAACUGCCGAGGCGGUUCGAUGCGGCCCAGUGGGCGGCCCUGAUGCUGCAGACGGGCCAGGAGGGCGCAGCAUCCGCAGCUGGUAUGUGA